CGCUUCUUAUCUCAAGAUCCUGAGCAUACAGUCUCAAACUCCUCUCUCUGAGACCACCUUCGUCCGGCCACUGUCAGCAUGUUCCGUCUUGCUCACGCUCUGCGCGCGAUGAGAGUGCCUGGAGCCCGCUAUGCGUCCACUGCGCCCAGACGGCCAGCUUUUCCAGCAUUCGGGAGGAAGGUCGCUGUCGCAUCGGGCGUCGGUCUGGCGGUCACCUUUGCGUCCACAGCUGUGUAUGCAGACUCUUCGCAAAUGGCACAGUCAUCGAGCGAAGAGGCCAAGCAGGUGUCGUUUGGCACCUUGCUCCGGGCUUACAUCGUGUACACCAUGUGUUCGGUGCCUGCACUGGUCGACAGCGCCCCAAGCUUACUCGAUGCCUUUUCAAAGAUACCCGGCUUGAACUGGAUCGCAGAUGCUGUUGUGAGAGUCACAUUCUUCGAUCAGUUUGUCGGAGGCGACACGGCCGCGUUGGUUCUGCCCCUUCUGCGCCGCCUAAGAAUGGAUAACACCGGGUGUCUGUUUGCGUACUCAGUUGAGGUCAAUGAGGCUGAAGCCAUGGCCGCUCAAACUUCCGCAUCUCGACACAAGAGCCCUUACAAAGCUAUGGUCGAUGAAAUGAUCAACUCGAUCGAUAUCGCCGCAGACUUUGAGGAUGGACUCGGGCUGAAAGGCAUGGGACGCAAGACCUGGGUUGCUAUCAAGAUGACAGCGCUCGUUCCCGACGCCAGUGCGUUUAUUCGGCUGUCGUCCUACAUUCUGGCGACGCGGCCCCCGGCGCAUUCGCCUGAUGUCCCUUUUCCUGGCACUCCCACUGCCGGAGAUCUUAAUGUGCUGGUUUCUGCAAAAGCCGCCCAGACCCAGACCACGCUGAGCCCCGAGGACUUGGUUAUGCUCCGUGAGUUGUAUGCUGACAUGGAGCUGAUCUGCGCCCGUGCCCAGAAGCGGGGAGUGCGCAUAAUUAUCGAUGCCGAAUACUCGUGGUAUCAGCCCGCCUUUGACGCAAUUACUCUGGGUUUGAUGCGCCGCUUCAACAAUCUUUCGUCCUCCAAUUCUACUCAGCCUCUCAUCUAUGGCACAUUCCAAGCAUAUCUCAGAAGGACACCGUCCCACCUCGCCCAUUGUCUUCGCGAUGCCAAGCAAAACGGGUACGCGUUGGGUGUCAAACUCGUCCGAGGCGCAUAUCAUCCUCACGAGGUGACGGCACAUGACGAGGCUGUCUCUGGCUCCGGCCGCUCGCUGUCCAUCUCUCCGGACACUCUCCCCCCAGUGUGGAAUAACAAAGCCGAAACAGACGUUACGUACAACAACUGUGCCGCAAUGUUGUUGGAUGCCGCCCAUGCCGAUGUAAAGAAGGGAAAACGACAAUCGGUCGGUAUCCUGUUCGGGACACACAAUUGGGACAGCUGCCGCAAGAUAAUGGAGGGGAUGCAAGCUCGAGGCCUCGCAACACCGGCCGAAGGCGGCAAGCUAGCUAUCAGUGACUCCGUCGCCGAGCGAGUGACAUUUGGCCAGCUUUACGGAAUGUGUGACGAAUUGACCUCUUUCCUCGCCUCGACGACCGUUUGCAGCACACCCAUGGUCUUGAAAUACAUUCCGUAUGGUGCAUUGGCGGAUGUGAUGCCCUAUCUCAGUCGUCGCGCCAUCGAGAACAAGAGUGUGCUAGGUGACGGGGCAGCUCAACACGAGCGGGAUCGCGCAUGGCGGUUGAUGGUUGCAAAGAUUUUUGGUUAGACACUCAUGCAUGUACUUCGUCAUCAAGGUUCAUACGGGACGGCGCGGUAAUCUACGUACGGUACUUUCUACAUACUCAAGUUAUCCCAGCCUACAAUCUAAUCACCUUUUGAUGCCACCCUUCAAAAAUUUUGACCGAAUGUUUUGAUCUGUCCUCCUUCCACCCACUAUGGUCUAUGGGCAGCGACGCGUGGUGGAGCGGGCCGUCAAGUCCUUAAACGCCAUUUCGGCCUCCCACCUACCCAAAUUCCCUCCCCCUCGAUCAACCCAGUCACCUAAAAUCACCGGGUUUGACCCCACGGAAUGGGCCACACUCCAACCUCCUCCUCCCUCGGCCCUCUCCGCAUUUGCCCACAGAAUUGGUCUCGGCUCCGUGCUUCCAGACCCGGAACUCGUACUCCAGGCAUGCACACAUCCUUCCAUCCAAGCCCUGGCGCGACACCAUGACCCGAAUGCAGCGCCAAUACCGACCAACGCACAACUGAGUGUACUCGGCAAUGCCCUCAUGGGUCUUUUUGCAUCCGAAUAUGUACACGCCGUGUAUCCCUAUUUACCGACGCGAGUAUUGAAAGCAGCAGUCACUGCCCAUGUCGGCCCGACGACGUGUGCGAGCGUGGCACAAGAGAUGGGUGCCGCGCCCCUGCUGAGGUGGUCGCGAGAUAGUCCCUCGUCGUCUUCGGAACCCCCAGUACAACGAAGCGACGCUCUCGCCUCCAUUCCGAGAGCACUCACUGCAUUGGUCUAUACCCACCGGUCUCUCCCCUCCGCCCGCCAUUUUGUUCACACGCACUUUCUUCUGUCGCGUUCUGUGGAUAUUCGCUCGUUCAUCAAAUUCGUCGACCCUAAAAAGGCUCUGAAGGAGAUGGUCGCCAAGUUCGGAAGGGAGCCACCAAAAUCACGACUGCUCAAGGAAACGGGUCGCUUCUCGAAUUCACCAGUUUUCGUGGUUGGGAUAUUUUCCGGAGAGGACCAGAUUGGAGAGGGCUUCGGGGCUUCACUGAGGAUGGCAGAGUAUAGGGCUGCUGAGGACGCCGUGCUCCGAGUUUAUUUGACACGAACUCCGGCCGAGCUGGUACAGCUCCCCACCUCCACAUUCCCCGCCGGGCUCGGUGACGUGUUUCGCGUGGACGCACCCGACGCAGAGUACACCCCGCCUGCGCUUGCUCACGCGGAAGUCAUGUACGCGUCCGGGGGACGGUCAGGAGUCGCUGCGGCAGAAAGAGAAACGAUAUAGCACAAAAUUACAACUAC
Mycena citricolor is the source of this 2982-nucleotide messenger RNA. Lineage: Eukaryota; Fungi; Basidiomycota; Agaricomycetes; Agaricales; Mycenaceae. The record is from the annotation of a GenBank genome assembly.